AUGGCGCGAGCUCUGCGCGCGCUGCGCUGCGCGGCGGGACCGGGACCGGGAUCGGGAUCGGGAUCGGGAUCGGGAUCGGGAUCGGGAUCGGGACCCGGACCCGGACCCGGACCCGAGCGGGGGCCGCGGGUCCGCUUCGGGCCCAGCCCCACAGGUUUUCUGCAUUUAGGUGGCCUUAGGACUGCUUUGUACAAUUAUAUCUUUGCCAAAAAGCACCGAGGAACCUUUAUUUUAAGAGUGGAGGAUACAGAUCAGAAUCGGGUGGUGCCUGGAGCUGCAGAAGGAAUAGAAGAUAUGUUGGACUGGGCAGGUAUUCCCCCGGACGAGAGCCCCGGGCGGGGCGGCCCCGCGGGGCCCUACGUGCAGUCGCAGCGGCUGGAGCUGUACGGGCGGGCUGGCGCGGCGCUGCUGGCCAGCGGGGCCGCCUACCGCUGCUUCUGCAGCCCGCAGCGCCUGCAGCUGCUGCGCCGGGACGCGCUGCGCCGCCAGCAGACCCCGCGGUACGACAACCGGUGCCGGCACCUGACAGCCUCGGAGGUGGCCCAGAAGCUGUCCCAGGGCCUGGAGUGCGUCAUCCGCUUCCGCCUGGAGAGGGGCGUGCAGCCCUUCCAGGACCUGGUCUACGGCUGGAGCAAGCACGAGGUGGCAGAGGUGGAGGGCGACCCCGUGAUCCUCAAGGGGGACGGCUUCCCCACGUACCACCUGGCCAGCGUGGUCGACGACCACCACAUGGGCAUCACCCACGUGCUGCGCGGCACCGAGUGGCUGGCCUCCACCUCCAAGCACCUGCUGCUCUACAGGGCCUUGGGCUGGGAGCCGCCCCGCUUCGGGCACCUGCCGCUGCUGCUGAACAAGGACGGGGGCAAGCUGUCCAAGAGGCAGGGGGACAUCUUCCUGCAGCGCUUCGCUCGGGACGGCUUCCUGCCGGAGGCGCUGCUGGACGUGGUCACCAACUGCGGCUCGGGGUUCGCAGAGAAACAGAUGGGGAGGACUCUGGAGGAGCUGAUCUCCCAGUUUGAAGUAAGCAGAAUUACAACUCAUUCUGCUCUCCUGGACCUCGAAGCACUCCCAGAAUUCAACAGGAUUCACCUCAGCCGUCACAUUGAGAACCAAGGGCUGCGCCAGAAGCUCGUCAGGGAGCUGCAGGGGCUGGUGGAGCUCGUCUAUGGGCAGCAGCAAGUGGAUCCAGAUGUUCUGGAAGAGGAAUAUGUGGAGCGAGUCCUUCUGCUGAGAAAGGGCCACAUAAGCCUCCUGAAGGAUCUGGUGUCGAGUGGUUACUCCUACCUGUGGGUCAGGCCCUCGGUGUCCCGGCAGCAGCUACAAACAAUUUCUGCAGAAGUAGAUAAAAUAGGAAAACUGGUCUCAGGGCUCCUGACAAGGCCAGCAGCUGCCCUGACUGUGGAGGAGUUGAACAGGGAGCUGAGAAGUGUGCAGAAGCAGACCAGAGAGACCAAGUACAGCAGCAUGAUGCAGCUGCUGCGCCUGGCGCUCAGCGGGCAGCAGCACGGCCCCAGCGUGGCGGAGAUGAUGGUGACCCUGGGAGCUGAGGAGGCGUGUGGCCGCAUACGCAGAGCCCUGUCCAGCUGA
Melozone crissalis (California towhee) is the source of this 1587-nucleotide messenger RNA. It is a transcript of the gene EARS2, whose product is annotated as glutamyl-tRNA synthetase 2, mitochondrial. Lineage: Eukaryota; Metazoa; Chordata; Aves; Passeriformes; Passerellidae. The record is from RefSeq and is a predicted model, not a curated record. Bases 1 to 1587 code for a protein of 528 amino acids. Gene Ontology annotation, molecular function: ATP binding; zinc ion binding; glutamate-tRNA ligase activity. Gene Ontology annotation, biological process: glutamyl-tRNA aminoacylation. The transcript is spliced from 9 exons.